Molecule: messenger RNA, 981 nt
Organism: Entamoeba nuttalli P19
Lineage: Eukaryota; Evosea; Mastigamoebida; Endamoebidae
Exons: 1
Coding region: 1-981 (326 amino acids)
Source: RefSeq, a predicted model, not a curated record
AUGUCUGAAGCACACCAAAUUUAUCCUUCUCUUGUUGUUACAUUUAAUGAAGAUGUUAACAAUCUAAAAGAAUUAUCUAAAGGAACUAUAUUAGAACCGUUUUUUACUGACAAUAGUCCAAUUAGUAGUGAUAUGACUGAAAUAGUUGCUGUAACUGAUUACAUUCAAAAAAAUUCAUUAGCCGAUCUUCCUGAUGUAUUUGUUUGUGAGAAGGUAGAAAAAAUGAUACAAGGAGGGGUCAAACCUUUUCAAGCGAUGGAAUUUGGUAAAGUUUUAGGGAAUAAUGAUAGGAUGAGUUUAUUCUUUGAAAUGAUUAAACCUUCAACAAUGUAUGUUAUUGCUCGAGAAGAUGAGAAUAAAAUUUUAAGACUAUUUCUGUUUGGGCUUUAUAAAAUGAAAGCACUCUCUCCACCUGUUCUACAUAUUGUUAAACAAAUGUAUUUUGAACCAAUGAAUAUUCCAUGUCAAUCGAAGAUUAAAAAACCAAAGAAUGAAAUUUCUGAAUUAGUUAAUUAUAGACUAGGAGACAUGGAAAAUGCCUUAGAUGAAAUGAGAAAGAAAGUUAGUCAAUUGAAAAUGAAGAUUACUCUAAUUGAGUCUGAACAUUCACCAAUAAUUCAGACAAACAAUAUCCAUAAAGAACAAGUAAAAAUUCAACCGAAAGAUAAUCCUUUUAUUUUUGUUUGUAGGGAGAAUAAAACGUAUAUUAAAGUUAUUGAUGGAAAACUAAGAGGAAAUAUUUAUUAUGUUGAUUAUAGUAGUGAAAAUCUAUCAAUUAAAAUGGAAAAUGACCAACUUUUUAUUACUGACUCUGAAGGAAAUAGUAUUGAUAUACAUCAAUUGGAUAAAUCACAGAAAAUAGAAUUGUUAUGGGAAGUGAUUGAUCCUAUCUUUAACAAUAAUGUAGAAGAUAUGAAUGUUGAGUCAAAAACACUUAAUGAAAAUUGGAAGUUAUUUGAUGAUUUAUUAAAUAAUAUUUAA